CUAACGUACAAAUCGCCGGAUACGGGGCCACUAGUGAUCAGACACUGGUGAGAGAUCGGCUCAGGACUGGUUGGAUGCCACUCAGGAACUACACUCAUAAUGACAAUUGCCAUUUGAUACUCACCCGACACGAUGGCCAAAAUCCCACUGGUUGUUACACAUAUCACAGACAAUGCACCAUAUUGUCUGUGAUUAACAUCUCGGUGUUUGCACUAACACAUACAUUACAGGGCGAUUCCGGUGGGCCAUUGGUUCAGUACACUAGUGCCGGUCAGGCAGUGGUGAUUGGUGUGGCCCAGGGGUUUGAGGGCGCAUCGUGUGAGACGGCCACAGAUUUGUUGUUUGUGAGGGUGUCGUCGUUUUUAUGGUGGAUAGAAAAUAACAUCAUGGGUAAUAAUUACCAGAAACAACCCGCCAAAACAACCAUGAAACUUAACCCAAUAUUACUAACACUACUAUUAAUACCCUGGUUAUCGGGGUGUUUGGCAACACUACGGACACUAUUGGAACGGUUUAUCAACAACGAGAACCUACCGGAGCGCCUACCACUGGACGGCGUGAAAGUGCAUUUCUCAUAUCCCAAUACAAAAUGGUGCGGACCCGGCAAUACGGCCCAGACUUACGACGACCUAGGUGUCGACUGGGAGACUGACACGUGCUGUCGCGAUCAUGAUCAUUGCGAUAUUAACGUGUCACAGGGCAAUGUGGUGUGCGGUGUGAUUAACCCAGGCUUGUUUUCCAUCUGCGAAUGUGACGCCCGGUUCAGGCGGUGUCUGAUGUCUGUGUCGAGCCGAUGGCUGUCCAGCGCACAAACAGUGGUCCGAAUAUACUCGUCAACUGUCCGCCGUUACAAU
Molecule: messenger RNA, 854 nt
Organism: Medioppia subpectinata
Lineage: Eukaryota; Metazoa; Arthropoda; Arachnida; Sarcoptiformes; Oppiidae
Source: the annotation of a GenBank genome assembly